GGGAUAUUUUUAGCGAUGAUGAUGUGCCCUGUCAAAUAACGUAACGGAAAGAGCCUCUCCCGAAUGCACAGAGAGCAGAAGCUAUUUUAUCAUUGUAUUCACCCAGAGAAGCAAAUGAGAUGAAAUUUGAAAUUAAGCUAGUGUUUUGCGCAUUGGUGGUCCUUACCAGCUCAUCGCAGACAAAGGGUCACAGUUCUGCUCCUCUUCAGAUCCUUACCCCACCCUCCACCCCAGGUGAGAGUGAGGGUGUGUCUGUUACAUUCCCUGUCCCCUCAUUGGACUCAGUAAACUUCUCAUCAGUCCCAGAGCCUGAGUCUAGUCCUGCCAAUGAGCCCUCUGCAGACCAAAAUGGAGCUACACCUGAACCAGAUGUCACAGAUGGUAAUAGCCUUCUCCAGUCAGACAGUAUUCCAGAUGUUGGUGACAGUGGUGAUGUGGUCACAACUCCUGGAAUGACCACACCUCAACCGAAUCCUGCUUACACACUCCUCCCUGCUGCUCCAAGUGAAGAAAACGAACACGUCUAUGGCACUUCCUUAUCCCCACCUACUUUGGCGAGUUCCAGCCCUGCAGAUCUCACGUCAACUCCAGGGGGCGUCACUUACCUCGCAAGAGACCAGCUAACCUCCUCAACCCCACAUACCCUGAAUGCCUCUCCCACAUCCCAUGCUGUAACACACGCCCAGCCCUCAUCCCCUUCCAGCACGCUGGGCCUCACCCCAGCCCCCACCCAACUCCCCACGACUGCCAGUUCUCAGACCUCCGUCCAGCCACACGCCCCCGUAGGACCCUCCCACCAGGAGGUGCCAUCGGAGCUCAACGUUGGAGACGAAGAUGCCAAACUAUCACAUCACCCAAGCUCUCCUCUGGACCCUCUGCUGGCUGGGCUGGUUUCAAUCUUCAUAGUGACCACCGCCAUCAUAUCGGUCGUCCUCUUCCUGAGGUUCCGCCAGCGCACCAACCACCCGGAGUUCCAUCGCCUGCAGGACCUACCCAUGGAUGACUUGAUGGAGGACACGCCACUCUCCAGAUACACAUACUGACGGAAGCAACUGCAGGCAAUGAAACUUCUAGAAUAGCAAUGUAUGGACAUGUUUCAAGUCCUUCGAGGCUCUUGAGUCUCCCCACAGUAUCCCCUGCUCAGCAGUUUGCUGCUCGAGGCCUGGAUCUUCAAACCAAUACUGAGACCUCUUUCAUUGGAUGGUUUCCCUAUUAGCUCUAGUAAUCAUUCCCUUCGAUAAGUGGGAUGUUUUGUCUGAAUGGGGAACUGUUUUAUUCCCGUGAGACCACCUCCUUAUGAAUGCACAGCACUUUAAUGUAACACAGUCACAUUGACCCCUAGUGGAGGGUGAGCAGUAAUGAAGUCUUGUUUCAAAAAGAUCAGAUAGGCUCACUGUAACAAAGAAAUUACAUCUUUAUGUUGUUGUAGACACCAUGAUUAAGACACACAUAAGGUAAAUAAGGCUAGAUGUAUAAGAUCAAUCUUUAUGUUGCUGUAGAUUCCAUGAUGAAGCUAAACACAAAGUGAAUUAGACUUGUUGCAUAAGAACACCACAGAGAUAUUGUGUGAUGUUGUUCUUGAAUCGACCAAACAUGAGAGAAGUGCUCUUUCAAACCAAAAUGCCUAGUAGG
Hypomesus transpacificus is the source of this 1632-nucleotide messenger RNA. RefSeq names its product leucine-rich repeat extensin-like protein 5. The coding region runs from base 120 to 1043 and encodes 307 amino acids. Lineage: Eukaryota; Metazoa; Chordata; Actinopteri; Osmeriformes; Osmeridae. The transcript has 5 exons. The record is from RefSeq and is a predicted model, not a curated record.